Micropterus dolomieu (smallmouth bass) is the source of this 7796-nucleotide messenger RNA. It is a transcript of the gene spg11, whose product is annotated as SPG11 vesicle trafficking associated, spatacsin. Gene Ontology annotation, cellular component: cytoplasm; axon; dendrite. The transcript is spliced from 40 exons. Gene Ontology annotation, biological process: chemical synaptic transmission; synaptic vesicle transport; axon extension. NCBI's taxonomy places the organism in Eukaryota, Metazoa, Chordata, Actinopteri, Centrarchiformes, Centrarchidae. The record is from RefSeq and is a predicted model, not a curated record. The coding region runs from base 135 to 7364 and encodes 2409 amino acids.
UCCGGGCCCAGCUGCUGUUUACAUGACAAGAAGAAAUGUCGGUGUAGUCGCAGUCUGUCGCCGUCAGAUUGCUUUUCUUUUCAAACACCUGAACCCGCAGCCUCUUUCAUACGUUGCUCGUCCAACGCGUGAAGAUGUUGGAGGCGGAUCAGCGGCCGGACAGAGACUCCCUGGAGGUGUGUGUGAUCCCGGAGAACCAGCACUGUGGAGAAGUAGCAGACGUCCAGAAAGCUGAACUGGCUCCUGGAGGCUCCCUGCUCGGGUGUCUGGGGGCCCGGGGGCGGCUAGUGGUCUGGGACCCGGCUGACAGAGAGGCCCCUCCGGCUGCAGCGGACGGCUGCUACACGGAUUUUUUCUGGGAGGAGGCGUCCGUCCACAGUCGGGGCGUCAGCAGCUUCAGACUGCUGGCUGUUGGAUCUCAGUGCGACCUGAAGCUGCUGGAGGUGGAAGCGGAACGAUCAGCGUCCGUCUCUCUGCUCUGUGUGUCUGAAUGUCCUGCAGAUCGCCUGCUGCAGACCGUCAGAGAGCAGGACCCCGGUGUGUGUGAGCUGCAGUCGGUGCGCGUGUUGUCGUUUGCUGCCGGCCGCUGCUGCAUGCUGCUGAACUGUGAUUGGCUGCUGCAGCUGCAGUGGCAGCAGACGGAGGAGGAGCCGCAGACGACAUCCCGCUGCAGCAUCCGGCGGACUGAAAGCGACCAACACACUGCUGUCCACCACUGUGUCUGCAGGGAAACCCUGUUCAUCCUCAGCUCCACUGGACUCAUAUCUGUUUAUAAUAUCUCCGAUGGCAGUCUGCUGGCCUGCGUUGACCUCCCAGCUUACCUGAGCUCUGACCUGGCAGAGGACGACCUCAUCUCCCCUCGUUCCUCCUUAUCCUCCUCUUCCUCCUUCUGCCUCCUCCAGGUGUCAGCCGAUCUCAAUACGGUCGUAGCCGUCACUCAGUCUCACGCUGCCGUCGCGGUCGACCUCAACCGCUACUUCAGGAUGUAUCCAGACCACCUACUGUGUGCUGCUCCCCCCUCUCACCCCCCGCUCCAGCCCCAUCACCCAAGAGACCAGGACAGCCUGUCGAGCUCCAGCUGCAGCCUUGCCGCCCUGGGAGCAGCCUUCAGCGCUGACCGCUCCUGGAAAGCUCGUCUGGCCUCCAUGUACAGCAGAGCUCUGCAGGAUGCAGCUCCCACCUCCUCCUCCUCCUCCCCCCAGCCUGCCGGGACCUCCUGGUCUUCCUCCCUCCGCCACCUGAAGUCGCAGCAGGCUUCGCCCUCAGCCCACAGCAGAGUGCCUUGCGGGGGGGCGACCGUUGCUUUCUCCAUCCCCGAGUCGUCCACUCCGUCUCUGCUCACCGUGUCCGAGUUCUCCGCCCAGCUUACCUUUGUCUCCCCUGGCAACAGACAGACCGCAGUGGCCUUAUGGGAUUUAGAGUCAGGGAAGGUUAAUUACCACCGUGCGGAGGGCGUGGCGGCUCCAGUUCAGCGCUGUGGAGAGAGACAGCACAGACUCCUGCUGAAGAAGGCUGGGCUGUUCCAGGUCUUGUUCUCAGUGUCCCAGCAGGACUUGCUCAGCAGGUUGAUGUUAUUUGGGAGCGCAGCAACAGUCGACGCAGUCUGUCACCUGAACAGCUGGGGGCGCUGCUCCAUCCCCAUCCACGCCCUGCAGGCUGGACUGAAGAAUCGUCAGCUGGACACGGUGGAUUUCUACCUGAAGAGUAAAGAGAACAUCCUGAACCCUGCUGCAGAUCAGCCUGCAGCAUCCACACUGAGCCUGACAGACAGUGUCCAGGAGUUGUGUCCUGCGUUGGACCUUCUGUGUUCGGCUGUCAGAGAAUCAAACAGCGAAGCUCAGAGCCGACAGUUCUCUGAACAGCUGCUCAACAUCACCAUGAGCUUUGUCAACACACAGAUCCGUUCAGUCCUGUCCAGCGCACAGUACGAGGACUCAGGCGUGCGGAUCUGCGUGGAUGUUCUUGAUCGGUACGUCACCGAACUGAGGAGCUACAUGAAGAGAUACCCCUGGCCUGCAGGGGGCGACACCUCCAGCACCAAUUCUGCUGAUUCUGGUGAGGAGGCGGCUCAGAGAGACGAGUGGGAGCAGCUGCCGACAGAGGAAGUGGUCCGUCAGUCCGUCCUGACCAAUCAGAUCCCCAGAGCUCAGGCUGUCCUGAGGAGGCGGAGCCGGCCGGAACAGCGUCUGGCCUCCUUGAGGAUGGAGGGUCUGCGUCAGGUUUUCUCCUGCCUGCAGCGGCGAGACCUGCAGACCGCCAACACGCUCCUCAUUAACAUGGGUUUCAGUGUGAAGAAGCAGCUGCACAGUAUCUGCCUCUACACCGACGACAAAGAGCUCAGGGAGUUUGUGGUGGAGGAGCUGUUGAGGCGGAGUUGUUUUCCAGCGGAGGAGAUGCAGAGCGUGGUGUUCAUAAAGGAGAUGGAGAGGUUGGGAUCCCUGCCUGCAUCCCGCUGCCCUUCAAACACCACAUCACAGGGGGUCGUCCAGAUGGUCCGCAGGGAGACUGGUGGUGGUGAGGGGGUUCUGGAGGAGCUGGUGGGACAGAAGAGGUCUGAGGAGGAGGGGGGGGGGCUCUGGAGGAACCUCCGACUGGACUGGGUGAGGAACUGGGACCAGAGCUGCCAGUCUGCCGUCCUCCUGUCCAGACUCCAGCACACAGAGUUGAGUUCCUGUGACUCUGCGGUGUUGUGGCGUUACCUGACUGCCCUGCAUGACCAGCGCCGGGUGGUCGACUGGAUCCGGAACAGGGACACCUCUGAUGCCUCCCAGUGGCCUGAGUUAACCCCAGAGCUGGUGAACAACAACACAGUGUGCAGCACCUCCAUGAGGGAGAACAUACUGGACCUGCUGGCCAGGAGAGGCCUGUUCAUCCCGGAGGAGCUGGCAGACCUGGAGCAGCUGCUGUGGAGGCUGGCUCAGGGUGGAGGGGUGAUGGCUUCAUCGCCUCCUGUCCCUCAGUACCGCUCCCCUCUGGGCCUGGACCUCCACAGCCUCUUCAUCACCUUCUGCCUGGACCACAGCCUCCAGUACCUGCUCUACUCCUACCUGGAGCACUACAGGUUGACUCCAAGAAACUGUCCCCUGUUGACCAAUCAGAGCCUGUCUGAGAGCCAGCCCUGGUUUGAGAUGCUGGUGAAGAUCCAGGAGAUCACCAGAGAUCUGUCAGAUCCAGCACUGGUCUUCCAGGCCAGUUUGACCAGUGCUCAGGUGCUGUUACCCGGCAGCCAGGCGUCUCUCAGCAGUCUGCUGUUAGAGGGACACAGUCUGCUGGCUCUGGCCGCCAUCAUGUUCGCCCCCGGAGGAAUCGACCAGGUGGUGGUCCAGGGUGAAAGGUCAGGCAGGUCAGAGAGGACUGUCGACCCCCAGCUCUUGAAGAUGGCGCUGGCACCACACCCUAAACUGAGGGCCGCCCUGUUCCCCGCUGGGCCCCGAGGAACCAACUCGUCUUCUGACAUCUCGGUCUACCACCUCCUGCAGUCGCUCCAUCCUCUGGACCCCUCCAGGCUGUUUGGCUGGCAGACGGCAAACACCCUCAACUCCACCGAAGCGUCGGAGUUUCCUCAUUUCUCCAGCCCUCACCUGGUCAACAGGUUCGCUCUGGUGGAGAACCUGGACUUCCUGUACUACCUGCGUCACGGCCGACCAUCCUUUGCUUACGCCACCCUCCUUGUUCAGCAUCUGAGCGGCUGCAGUGACGUCGCGUUGCUGCUGCAGAACACCUGGCAGCAGGUGUACAGGUUGGCCAUGAAGUGCUUUAAUGUGCCGUCUGUGGCGUCAGCGUGCGUUUGUUUCUGUGAGCUGCUGGGAGCCUGCAGCCUGAAGCUGAGGGUCGACAUCCGAGCCGUGAACACCAUCCUGCAGCACUGGAACACACGGGACACACACACCGCCCCGACACAGCAUCUACACACACUGGCUGUGAAGCUGGCGGAGGCGGAGCCUGGAGCAGCGGAGGAGCUGAUUGGCUACCUGGAGGCUGCGGUGACAGACGGCCUGGAGCAGAAGGGCGUCAGCAGGUCGUCCUACGAGGCGGCUCAGGAGUGGGCGUUGCCUGUUCAGUUCUGUCAGCUCCACAGUCUGAAGCUCAGCUCUGUUUACCCCGCCCACUGCGCCGACGACGGGCAGUUCAUCCAUUUCCUGUUGUUUGUCCAGCUGCACAACUUCCCGCCACAGCAGGUGAGGUCAUUAGCAGCUCAGUUUGGUCCCGCCCUGAGGGCCCACCUGACUUUGGCGUUUCAGGACCUGCAGGUGUACAGUCAGAGGAGGAGUUGUGGCUCUAAGGAGCAGUCAGCGUCUCUGAACACCGAGGAGGCCCUUGGGAGCCCGGAGCGCCCCCAGGAGUUGUUCCAGGUCCUCCUGCAGAGCCAGGAGGAGGCGGUUCCCUGCAGGUACCUGCUGCAGGAGGCGCUGGUGCAACGCUGCGCAACGCUGGCUGUACUGGCUGCUUGUCAACAGGAGGCGGAGCUGGUGCCGUGCCUGUGCGCGUGGGUGUUGACCUCCGUCGAUGAGGUCACAGCUGGAGAAGCCACCUCCCACCUGGUCGAAGCCCCGCAGCACCACGAGUGGACACUGCACGACCUGUCAAUCAUCUGGAGGACGCUGCUGGGGCGGGGCCACAUCAGGCCCCUCCUGCGAGGCUUCGAGCUCUUCCAGAGGGACUGCCCCCUGGUGUUGGUGCUGAGGAUGUUUGAGUUGUGUUGUGACUACAGGAAUUUCUCUGAGGCCAAAGCGAAGCUGUUGGACUUUCAGAGGACACUCAUCGCUCUGAGAAGCGGAGGCCCAGCACCCUCCGGUGGACUCCCCCUGCAGUGGGUGGAGAGCCAGGCCUCCGUGCUGCUCCUCACGAUGCUGCAGCGCUGCUCCUCCCAGUACGACCUCCACCGGCUGCUGCAGCUCCUGGCCGACGUCGACAAACUCCUGAAAUCCAACGGUCCAGACUUCAGGAAGCUGAGUCAGCUGAGUCAGUUGCUGCAGGGGUCAGAGGUCAGCCUGUCUCCCAGGCUGCUGCAGUGCUGCUCUCCCUCCGUCCAGCAGGAGGAGUUCCAGGCUGCAGUGGACGCUCUGCAGGCCAGAGGCCUCUACAGCCAGGCCAGGCAGGCUGCCCAGCUGGCCGGCCUGCCCGUCCACCGCCUGCUUCUCAGCCAGCUUCUCCAGGAAGUAAACUCCCAGAGGUCCAAGCAGCAGUGGAGAAGAUUAGAGACCCGGGUCAGCCUCUGGAGGAAAUGUCACGAGCAGCUGAAGGCCGACAGCACAGAUCCAGAAUCAGCCUCCCAGUUCUUCCUGUCGCAGGCCGAAACUGGGGUUGGGGACUCCCCCGCGGCCACAGAGGCUCAGAGCGAGCUGCUGGAUGUCCAGGAACGCUGCCUGCUGCUCUGCCUCGCCGCUCACUGGCUCUCCCUGCUCAGCCCGGCUCCCGUGGACAAACUGGAGAGCCUGGAGAAACAGCUGUGGAUCAGCCGGGUCCGACGACGUGUCCUCACCGCCGCCAUGGAGAAGGAGAGCGUUUUCAACCUGCCGCCGCCCGCCAUCGCGCCUGAAAUGAACACAUACGAAGUGCUCAUGAAGGAGUUCUCCUUCUCCAACAUAUCAGCCCUGAACACACACAAGUGUCUCAGUCUGGAGGGACUCCCGGGUCCCUCUGAGGGCCAGGAGGAGCUGGAAACCGAAUCAGCGCCGAGUCCAGAGGGGAGGAACAUUCUGCCUGUGCUGAUUGGUCAGACAUUAGAUGAAGGCAGUAUCCAUGAAGCCAGCCGGGUCUGCCGAUAUUUCUCCCUGUAUCACCCAGACAUGUGGGUGGUGCUGCGCUGCCGAGGUCUGGCCUCCGGAGAACUGAACCCUGAAACACAACAAGACGCAUCAGAAGCUCUGUCCACGAAGAGCCUGACUACCUCUCCGUCUAUCAGCAGCCUGUCGUCUUUCGUGAUGCUCCCCCUCCCCGACGACGAGGUCGCGGUCCAGCUCCAGAAACUGGUGGACCAGUGUCGCCAUGGCAUCAACUACUGCAAACAAGUCCUCAGCCUCUACCAGCUCUCCAAGGAGCUGCAGUGCUCCUUCAGUCAGGUCUGCAGGGAGGAAUCCUGCUCGGUGCUGGAGAAGCUGCUGCUGUCGGACCUGCCGGAGCGCUUCAGGAAGGCGAAGGCCUUCAUCAAAGCUCAGGGUCUCUCUGCAGACACUGUGGCCGAGCUGGUCUCCUCUGCCGUGGUCCAGGGGAUGCUGGCCUCCACCCAGGAGCUGCAGCCUGCAGAGAGGCAGGUUCUCAGGCCGUCGGAGGGCCGGGACUCGCUGGUCCAGCUCAUCAAACUGUGUGACGACCCGAACCUGGUGGGAGUCAAACUACUGGAAAACCUCAACACUGUUCCACUGCGAGACCUGAGCUGCAUUGUAGAGUUGCUGAUCGUGGCUCACGACUGUUUCAGUCUCACCUGUAACAUGGAGGGGAUCGUCAGAGUGCUCCAAGCCGCCCGCCACCUCAGCCACACCUACCUCGCCCCGGGAGAGCACUACAGCCUGCUGGUGCGUCUGCUGACGGGUAUCGGCAGGUAUAAUGAGAUGACGUACGUCUUCGACCUGCUGCAUCAGAACCAUCGCUUUGAGAUGCUGCUGAGGAAGAAAAUGGACACGGACAGAGGACAGAGCUCCAGCCUGAAGACGGCUCUGCUGGAUUACAUAAAGCGCUGCCUCCCUGCAGACAGCGAGAAAUACAACAUGGUGGCGCUGUGUUUCAGCAUGAGGAGAGAGAUCGGAGAAAACCACGAGAUGGCUGCCAGGACGCAGCUGAAGAUCAUCGAGUCUCAGCCCUGGGUCGUCUCUCCUGAUCUGAAGAGCUCGUUGGUCAAAGUCUUGGGUCUGCUGAAGGACGCUGCAGAGAGCUUCUCCAAGGACUCGUGUGUGCGUCAGGCGAGUCGCUGUGUUCGGACAGCCAAGCUGGUUGCUCUCCAGCUGCACUUCCUGAACCAGGGAUCGGACCUGCGCGUCAUCAACCUGCGACCUGCAGAGCUGCUGAGCACUGUCACAGCGCUGCCACGAUGCUACCAGGUGUUUGUGGUGUCGGAGGCGUACAGCUACAGUCCAGACUGGGCGGAGAUUUUGUACCAGAAGGUGAUCCUGAACGGAGACUUUGUUUACCUGGAGGAGCUCAAACGCCACCGUCCGCUGACCUCCAGCCUGUUUGAGGACAUUUUCAAAAAGCUGGACGGCGCUCCCAGCAACGUCACUCCGAACGUGAAGCGCCUGCUGACGCACUGUGAUGAUGUGUACAGUCGCUAUAGGCUGGCCUACCAGCAGAAUCUGUAUGACGUCACCAAAACGCUGCUGCAGGACGCCAAGACCGCGAGCUACCUGAACGACAGGCUGGCCAGCUGAUUGGUUGACUUAGUAAAUGACGGACUAGCUGACCGGCCGGCGGGACCAAUAACUGAAAUAUUGUUGCUGUAAAAUAUUCAUUUAUAAAAAAAGGACAGCAAGAUAAACUUUGUCUUUUCUAACCUGUCUUCUGUGGAGAUGACAUCAUCAGGUUGACUCAUUUUCUUCUCACAAGAUAACUGAAUAGAAUCAGUUUCUAUCAGUCAAAGACAGAUGAAAAAUCUAGACUCACCAAAUCUUCCCACCAGAUAUAAUGACACUGUAAAAAGUCCCAUUAAAGAUACUUUCUAAACUGUUUCAGUCUUUAAGAUUUUAGCUUCUGCUUUCAUCAAAUGCUGCAGAUCAACAGACUUCUGCUCUGUAAAUUACUUUUGUUUUCCUGGAUCGCUUUCACUGCUAUCCUCAUUUUGAUUAAAUUUCUUCCAGCUUUGA